UAUAUAACCCCCACCCCCCCACCCCACCCCACCCUCUCUCUCUAACCAACAACUGCAAAAACCCCUCCUUUCUCUAACCAACAACUGAAAAAGAAAUCUUUCUACUUUCUCUCUCUUCCCAUUCACACCUAUCUUCUCUCUCUCUCUCUGAAGGUAGUAGCUCCAUGAGAAGAGCUUAGCAGAGUUUAGGGGAAAAAAGAAGAAGAUUUUUCAUACGGAAAAAGAAAGGGGGACCAGAAAGAGAAAUGGGAAAGUACAUGAGGAAGUCAAAAACUACAGGCGAAGUUGCUCUUUUAGAGGUGAGUCACACACAGUCAUCACCUCUUGGUGUCCGUACAAGAGCUAAAACCCUAGCUCUUCAACGCUUGCAGAAAUCGAACUCAACCGGAAACGGAAGCGGCGGUGAUGGUGGUGGUGGUGGUGGGUCCUACCUUCAGCUGCGGAGCCGAAGGUUAGAGAAACCAAACAAGGAAGGGAAAAGACAGAAAUACCCUUUGAAAGAUCCUAAUUUACCAAACCCUGUAAAGAAUAAUCAGAGUUCGAAGACGAGUUCUACUAGGCUGAGGCAAGGGCAUUCUUGGAAUUCUGUGUCUGUAGAGGAGCGUUUGGGUGACGAGAAAAAGGAAGAAAUUAAUUUGCAGGAAACCCAGAAUGAAAUUAAGGAUAAUAGUUGCGGUGAAGGGGGAGUUGAAGCUUCAUUUGGAGAGAAUUUGUUGGAAUUUGAAGGUAGAGAGAGGACCACUAGGGAGAGCACACCUUGCAGUUUGAUCCGGGACGCGGAUAACAUACAAACCCCUGGUUCCAGUACAAGACCUACCAAUGCAACUGAAGAUAACAGCAGAGUGUCAAAUUCAACGCGUCGACAUAUCCCAACAGCUCGUGAAAUGAAUGACUUCUUUGGUGGUCCAGAAGAGCAGCAGCAGAGACAGUUCAUUGAGAAGUACAACUUCGAUCCAGUGAACGACAAGCCCCUCCCUGGACGUUACGAAUGGGAGAAAGUAGAUCGUUAGAUAUCGACAUUAUGGUAUCGACCUCUCAUGAAGGCUUGUCCUGCAUUUUCUUGUUUGAUCUUUAGGUCUAGAUAAAAGGUGUAGGAAAAGAGCAAGGAUUUUUAGUCCUAAUUGGUGAUGGUGAUAUUUUGUUCCAGUCACCCCUGUAAAGAAUUUAGGGCAGCAUGUUCUAAACCUGUAGACUAAUGAUCUGUAACAUAACAGAGUUUGUGAAUUUACACAACAAACAUAAGGAGAUCCUUUGUCUAACAGAGAAGGGGUUGUGUUAGUCAUAGUGUUGUAACUUGUACUAAUUAGACUUAGUCUUAGCAGUACAGGAGAUAAGUCUACCAAUCUUUGUUUC
Messenger RNA from Nicotiana attenuata, 1353 nucleotides. RefSeq names its product cyclin-dependent kinase inhibitor 5-like. Gene Ontology annotation, cellular component: nucleus. The transcript is spliced from 3 exons. Gene Ontology annotation, molecular function: cyclin-dependent protein serine/threonine kinase inhibitor activity. Gene Ontology annotation, biological process: negative regulation of cyclin-dependent protein serine/threonine kinase activity. The record is from RefSeq and is a predicted model, not a curated record. Bases 246 to 1010 code for a protein of 254 amino acids. NCBI's taxonomy places the organism in Eukaryota, Viridiplantae, Streptophyta, Magnoliopsida, Solanales, Solanaceae.